CCGGCUCUCAUGGGACUCGGGCACUCGUCGCGUUGCUUGCUGCUGCGGCGGAAGAUGGCGGAGGCGGACAGCUCGGAGCGGCAACAGCCGGUCAUGUCACCCCUCUCCCAGUCUGCCCAGCCCUCCCUGCUGCCCAAACCAGUGCCUACGAGCCACCACGUGCCCUGCGUCCCUCACGCGCCUCAUGUAGCAGCGCUGACCACCUGUCCUGGACGAGGCAAGAUUGCCAAAUUUGUCAGCCCGGAGGAAAUGACGUCAAGGGACUACUACUUUGACUCUUAUGCCCACUUUGGCAUCCAUGAGGAGAUGCUGAAAGAUGAGGUGCGGACACUGACAUAUCGGAAUGCCAUGUACCACAACAAGCAUGUGUUUAAGGAUAAAAUCGUCCUUGACGUUGGCAGUGGCACGGGGAUCCUCUCCAUGUUUGCUGCCAAUGCUGGUGCCAAACAUGUGUAUGGGAUUGAAUGCUCAAGUAUAUCUGAAUAUUCCGAGAAGAUAAUUAAGUCCAAUCACCUACACAAUGUCAUUACCAUCUUCAAGGGCAAGGUGGAGGAGGUGGAGCUCCCCGUGGAGAAAGUGGACAUCAUCAUCUCGGAGUGGAUGGGUUACUGUCUCUUCUACGAGUCCAUGCUCAAUACGGUCAUCUUCGCCAGGGACAAAUGGCUGAAACCUGGAGGUUUGAUGUUCCCUGACAGAGCAGCUCUGUACGUGGUCGCCAUUGAAGACAGGCAGUAUAAGGACUUUAAGAUUCACUGGUGGGAAAAUGUUUACGGGUUUGACAUGAGCUGCAUUCGCAACGUGGCCAUCAAAGAGCCUCUGGUGGACGUGGUUGAUCCCAAGCAGGUGUUGACGAACGCCUGCCUCAUAAAGGAGGUGGAUAUCUACACUGUGAAGCCAGAAGACCUGUCCUUUACCUCAGCCUUCUGUCUGCAGAUCCAGCGGAACGAUUACGUCCACGCACUGGUCACAUAUUUCAACAUAGAGUUCACCAAAUGUCACAAGAAGACUGGUUUUUCCACAGCUCCAGAUGUUCCAAGCACACACUGGAAGCAGACUGUGUUUUACUUAGAAGACUACCUAACUGUCAAGAAGGGGGAAGAGAUCUUUGGGAGCAUCGCUGUUAGACCCAAUGAGAAGAACGUGCGUGACCUGGAGUUCACCCUGGAGCUAGACUUUAAAGGACAACUAUGUGAAGCUGCCAUUUCCCACGACUACAAAAUGCGUUAG
This is a messenger RNA of Nematolebias whitei (Rio pearlfish), 1227 nucleotides long. RefSeq names its product protein arginine N-methyltransferase 8-B. Gene Ontology annotation, biological process: peptidyl-arginine methylation. Gene Ontology annotation, cellular component: plasma membrane. The record is from RefSeq and is a predicted model, not a curated record. Bases 10 to 1227 code for a protein of 405 amino acids. Gene Ontology annotation, molecular function: protein-arginine N-methyltransferase activity. The transcript is spliced from 10 exons. NCBI's taxonomy places the organism in Eukaryota, Metazoa, Chordata, Actinopteri, Cyprinodontiformes, Rivulidae.